Molecule: messenger RNA, 2942 nt
Organism: Sphaeramia orbicularis (orbiculate cardinalfish)
Lineage: Eukaryota; Metazoa; Chordata; Actinopteri; Kurtiformes; Apogonidae
Gene: nherf1b
Product: NHERF family PDZ scaffold protein 1b
Exons: 6
Coding region: 426-1712 (428 amino acids)
Biological process (GO): protein localization to plasma membrane
Cellular component (GO): apical plasma membrane
Molecular function (GO): signaling receptor binding; protein-membrane adaptor activity
Source: RefSeq, a predicted model, not a curated record
AAACGGCCAGCUGGGCCGGUCCGUGAACGCACCUCCCUCUUCCUGAGUGGCUUUUCCACUUUUUUUUUUUGUCACGGACUCAAAGGGAACGACCGCUGUUUGAGUGGAACCAUCCCCAAGGGUCAGGACCUUCACUCUCCUGCUCAGUAAGUCCCACGGAGGAUCCCCACGGCAGGUGUGAAGCCAGAAUCAGACUCUGUGGACUUGAGUGGAAGUGGACUGCGUGGAGGACGCACAAACACCAGCACCGUUGGUUUCCCACGGAGCGAUCUCCCCAAGAGGGCGGGGGCUGGGUGCUUUUUUUUUUUUAUUUCCAAGGGGUACCACUCAUUUCCACACACACACCCCUCCUCAACAGCAUCCUGAGCAGGUCUUCUGGUCACUUCUGAAGAAAACACGCAACAGGUUGGACAGUGAAGGCAACCAUGCCGAGUAAAAGCCAGUAUCUGCGCCCACGGCUGUGCGCACUGGAGAAAGGGGACAACGGCUACGGAUUCCACCUCCACGGAGAGAAAGGUAAGACCGGCCAGUUCAUACGGUUAGUGGAGCCCGACAGUCCCGCAGAGACCUCCGGGCUCCGAGCAGGAGACCGGCUGGUGUUCGUGAACGGGGACGAAGUGGAGAACGAGAGUCACCAGCAGGUCGUGUCCCGGAUACGCGCCACCGUGGGCCGGCUGGAGCUCAUAGUGGUGGACCCGGACACGGAACAGCUGCUGAAGAAACACAACAUGAAGUGUCUGAAGGAGUAUGUGAAUGAGGGGGUCCCCUUACCUUUCGAUGAAGAGGAGGAGGAGGAGGAGGAGGAGGAGGAGGUGGUGGUGGUAGAGAAGGAGAAAGAGGAGGAGGAUGCGGAGGUGGAGAUGGAGAAUGGAGAUGCGCAGCGCACCAAGGGUGAAGAGGAGGUGGAGGAGGUGGAGGAGGAGGAAGAGCAGCAGCAACAGGAGCAGGAGCAACUGCAGGAGCAACAGCAGGAGCAGGAGCAGGAGGAGGAGGACGUGACACCCAGGGAGUCCACGCCAGUCCCGGAGAGCAACGGAGAAAUCCACAGUCACGUCGAGAAGAAGCUGAGCAUCAGUUCUGAAAAGGAGGUGUGUCCUGGGCUGCGGCCACGUCUGUGUGUGAUCCAACGAGGACAUAAUGGAUACGGCUUCAACCUGCACAGCGAGAGGGCGAGGCCGGGCCAGUACAUCCGGGCUGUGGAUGAGGAUUCUCCAGCAGAGAGGGCGGGGCUACUGCCCAAAGACAGGAUAGUACAGGUGAACGGUGCAUCAGUGGAAGGGAAGACACAUUCAGAAGUAGUGGCUGCCAUUAAAGCCGGUGGGAGCGAGACCCGCCUGCUGGUGGUCGACCCCGACACAGACGCCUUCUUUAAGAGGUGCAGGGUGACCCCCUCAUCGGACCACCUCACAGGUCCACUGCCUGAGCCUGUCAGUAAUGGAGGAAUGGAUGAGAAGAUGAACGGUAGAGGAGCCAAAGAGGUGGAGCGGGACUCAAAACUGUCAGUCAGCCCUUCUCCAUCCAACGCCUCGUCCAACACCUCGCUUACCACCCCGCCCACAAACACCCCGCCUGAGGGGUUGAUCACCGAUGCCAUCCCAGCUCUCAACAUGACCCUUCAGCAGGUCAAGGAGCUCGCUCACCAGAAACGUUCCAACAAAAGAGCCCCGCCCAUGGACUGGACCAAGAAAAACGAACUCUUCAGCAACCUAUAGGGCACAUCAGCUCAUCCGACACACAAACAAACACACACACACACACACACAUAGAUUUUAUAUAACAGUGAUUAUUGCAGACAGAAAUGUCACACAGACAUUUUUUAUAAGAAUCUCUGUAUUGUUAUGACUUUAAAAGAGCAGUUUAACUAUUGGCAGAAUUUUACUUUCUGUAAAGCAUAGUAUUCUUCUAACUCGUCAUCUUAUUAUAAUCCAGAUAUUUUAUGUGUAAUGUGCUACUAACAAAAAUAUGACAAUGAGAAAGAACUGGACUAUGUUUAUGUGUAUGUAUGUGCCCAUGCUUUGUGUAUAUGUGGGCGUGCUUUAUGUGCUUGUGAAUGUGUGUCUGUGUUUUGCAUGUGUGUGUGUUUGUGUGUGUGUGUGCUCUCAGUGGGCCCCUGACAAUCCCUGCUGGCCAGAGUGGAAGUUAAAUGACCCACUCCUUCAUCUGUCCCUCUGUUUGUUCAUACUAACGUGACUUUGACUCAACAUCAAACCAGCCUGACAAUCAGUUCAUCAUUUCACUGUGGUUUACAUUAUCGCUUUGUAAAGAUCCAAAAACAUCCGACACAGGACUGAGUUGAAUUCACUUUCAAGUCACUGAUUUAUUUGUGACGAUAUUUGCUUUUAGUCACUUCUUUACAGAGAUAUCUUCAGAAUUAUGUGAUUUUAGACUGAAAUAAACCUCAGUGAUGUCCUACUUGUCCAUACUUUGCUAGAAAAGCUUUAAACUGGAACAUUUCUUCCUUAUAUUUUGCUGUAUAUACAUCUAACAUUUGUACAUUUUUAUGUUUUUUUUUAUAGAAUUUCCACUCUCUGAAAUGAAAAUGAGUUGAGCUUAACCCUGUGUUGCUACAAUGCCAUCCCUCAUGUACCCAUAUAUUUCCUGGACAUAUGUUCUUUGUCUUAUUUUCUGAAUUAAAUGUGAACUAACCGUCCACACUUUGCCAUCUGGUCCCCUUGUGAAUGACUCUUCAUGUCACACUGAAUAUGUUUUAUUGCUUUUGGAGAAUGUUUGUCAGAUUUUUGUCCCUGUAUUAAAACUAUAAUGAUGUUACUCUGAGAUCCUUUAUGUCUAAAAGAAUGUUUUUGCUUUGAUGGAUUGAAUGAAUUUCUCCAGUUUUGGGAACAGUGCUGAUUUUACAAAUGAAUACUUUAGGAGGAGUUGUUUUUGUAGCUUGUGUGAGCUGUAAGUGAUUUCUAUACUUUAAUAAAUGAGUCAUCACAAUA